AUGACAGAACUGUUCCAAGAGAUCGAACUGCCCUCAGGAGGGUCGUACAAUCAGCCUCUAGGGCUUUUCAUCAACAACGAGUGGGUGGCAUCGUCGUGCGACGAGAAAAUCGAGUCAAUUGACGCGUCCACAGGCGAGGUGAUCGCCGCUGUGCAAGCUGCAGACGCCAAGCUGGACGUCGAUAAGGCCGUGGAUGCUGCUCGUAAGGCAUUCCCUGUGUGGAGAGACACGCCAGCAACGCAAAAGAGAGAUCUACUGCUCAAAUUGGCCACGAUCGUGGAGCAAAACGCAGAACAGCUUGCAAAAGUUGAAUCGCUCGACAGCGGUAAGCCUCUCGAGGCCAACGCCAAGGACGACGUCGGUGCAAUCACCCAAGUGCUCAAAUACUACGCUGGCUGGGCCGACAAGGCCCCGGGCCAGUCGUUCAGCCCAGACGCCAAUACCCUCACGUACACGAUCCACCAGCCACUGGGCGUGGUCGGGUGCAUCAUCCCAUUCAACUACCCACUCGCGAUGAUGGCGUGGAAAUGGACUGCCAUUGCCACGGGCAACACAGCCGUGUUCAAGAGCGCCGAGCAGACACCGCUGUCGAUCUUGUUCUUCGCCAACCUCGUCAAGGAAGCUGGCUUUCCUCCGGGCGUUUUCAACGUACUUUCGGGCACAGGUGCCAAAGUGGGCGACGCCAUGGCCAAGCACCUUGGUAUCGACAAGAUCGCAUUCACCGGUUCCACUCCAGUGGGCCAGCUAAUCCAGCAGUCUGCAGCCGUGAACUUGAAACCCGUCACUUUGGAAUGCGGCGGUAAGUCGCCCAACGUGAUCUUCGAAGACGCCGAUUUCCACAAGGCCGUCAAAUGGACAGCCGAGGGCAUUUUCAGCAACAUGGGCCAGAUUUGCUCUGGAACUUCCAGGUGUUUUGUACAGGAAUCCAUCUACGACAAGUUUGUAGAUGCAUUGGCCAAGCAUGUUGAGGAAAACUACAUUGUCGGCCAUCCCACUGAACCAGGCGUGAAAGUCGGUCCUCAGAUCUCCAAAAGACAACAAGAACGCAUCCAGUAUUAUAUUCAAAAGGGUAUUGACGAGGGCUGCCGUGUGGCUCUUGGAGGUCCUGGUUUGCCAGACUCGAUAGCUCAAUCCGAAAAGUGCAAAAGCGGGUUUUACGUGAAGCCCACGAUUCUAGCCAAUGUGACCUCCAGCCACAUUGUGGCCCGCGAGGAAAUAUUUGGCCCCGUUAUCGUCAUUGGCAAGUUUUCCACUUACGACGAAGCCCUAGAGAUUGCCAAUGACUCCUGCUACGGUCUAGGGUCUGCAGUUUUCACACAGGACAUCACCAAGGCCCACAAAUUUGCAUCUCAAGUAGAGGCCGGUGUAUGCUACGUGAAUUCUUCCAACCAGGUCGACUUCGCAUUGCCAUUCGGUGGUGUGAAAAUGAGUGGUCACGGUCGGGAACUGGGCGAAUAUGGACUCGGCAAUUUCACCAGUGUGAAGGCUGUUUACGUUAAUUUGGGCAACUAA
Molecule: messenger RNA, 1512 nt
Organism: Lachancea meyersii CBS 8951
Lineage: Eukaryota; Fungi; Ascomycota; Saccharomycetes; Saccharomycetales; Saccharomycetaceae
Source: the annotation of a GenBank genome assembly